Messenger RNA from Triticum turgidum subsp. durum (durum wheat), 717 nucleotides. The record is from the annotation of a GenBank genome assembly. NCBI's taxonomy places the organism in Eukaryota, Viridiplantae, Streptophyta, Magnoliopsida, Poales, Poaceae.
AUGGCAGCCGCCGCCGCCCCCGAUGCCGGAGAGUGGUCCGCCGCUGCGCGGCUCCGCCUCGUGUGGCGCGUCGUGCGGGCGGCGGAGCUCCUAGCCCUGGCCUUCGUCCUUUCCCGCUCCUUCCCCCGCCUCCCCUACGCCGCGUCUGCGGCCUCCUCUGCCCUCCGCCUCGCCGCCUCACUCCUCCUCCAACCGCGCUCCAUCUUCGUCAUCGCCAACGCCAUCGUGUUCCUCCUCUACGUCUUCUCGCGCCGCGACCCGUCGCCAUCUUCCUCUGCCUCCUACCAGGACUCCCAGGACCAGUUCCUUUCCUUCACCGCCACACCGCUGCUGUCGCCAUCGACCACCGAGGCGUCGGCUCUGGCGCCCGAGACGGACGCGGUGUUCGAGGACAAGCAGGCGGUGCACGUGACGGUGCGCGCCCCGCGUCGGAGCAGAUCGGAGAAAAUCGGCGGCGGAAAACAUGGCGGGAGGAGGAGGGCGGGAUCGCCGGAUAUGCGUCGGUCCGAUUCGGAGAACGGGCGGCGGCGUCGGUCGACGUCGUCGGCGGCCCCAGAGGAAUGCGGUGCGGAGGACGAGAAGGAGGAGUUCCGGAGGGCAGUCGAGGCGUUCAUCGCCAAGCAGCAGACGCGGUUUCACCGCGAGGAGUCCUUUGUCUUGGUCGACGGCGCCGGCGUCGGAGACGAUGCUCAGGCGAUCACCGUAGCUGUGAAGUGA